Messenger RNA from Salpingoeca rosetta, 3051 nucleotides. RefSeq lists its product as uncharacterized. The transcript is spliced from 5 exons. NCBI's taxonomy places the organism in Eukaryota, Choanoflagellata, Craspedida, Salpingoecidae. Gene Ontology annotation, molecular function: nucleic acid binding. Bases 1 to 3051 code for a protein of 1016 amino acids. Gene Ontology annotation, biological process: DNA integration. The record is from RefSeq and is a predicted model, not a curated record.
AUGCCAGCUUCGGCACAGACCAGGUUGACGGGCCGCUUCUCGGCGGGGUUUCACCUGUUUCAUCAUCGGCUGUCUUUAUGUCUUGGAGCAGCCCGGCUGCAACCCACGGUUGCGCUGAGCACCGCCGAGGCCGAGUACAUGGGCCGUCUCCGGCAGCAGCGCAGGGACGUCGUCUUCCUGCGGCAGCUGCUCAUGGACCUCGACGAGCCCGAGGCUGGAGCCACCAAGAUGCUGACAGAUAACCAGGCGGCCAUCGCCAUCGGCAACGACCACGUCACCAAGCCGCGCACGAAGCACAUCCGGGUACGCCACCACUUCGUGCGGGAGCUCAUCGCCGACGGAACCAUUGUGCUGCAGCACUGUCCCGGCACGCAGAUGGUUGCCGACGCGCUGACCAAGGCACUGGACAAGCAGACCUUCGAGCAGCACCUGCCACGACUGGGUCCCCGCACUCGCUCCCGCGCUCAACGCGGCCCGCGCCGCACUGGCGCCCGCCACGACGUGGCGGACCAUGAUGACGACGAUGACGAGGGCGAUGGCGACGACCACGGCGCUCACCCAUCUUCCUCCUCUUCCUCUCUCCCUUCUUUCGCCACUCCGAGCGGAGGAGCGCAGGUGGCGUCCCGAGCCUCUGGCCUGCUGGAUCCCCGUGAUCCACAGGUUGACGCAGCCAUCUUCGCGUUCCUCCUUGGCGUCCUGACGGGACACCCGCUGCGGCUGGCCAUCACCGAUAACCGUGGCCGCUCAGGUGUGCUUGCGCUGCGCCGCCUCCGCGAGCGCUACAUCCGCAGCGGCAAGGACCACGUCAGCCGUCUCAGGCAGCAGCUGUCCUCGACCACGUGGUUGCCCACGGACACCGUCGACACGUUCAUGUCCCGCAUCACGGACAUCAACUCGCAGCUCCUCGCUGCCGGCACCGUCACGGUCAUCGGCAAGGGCGACGCCGUGCUCUGCGUGACUGGCACCGACGGCGCUCCAGGCACCAUCACGCUGAAGAACGUGCUGCAUGUCCCCGACAUCAAUUACAACAUACUGGCGCUGAAACCUGGUGACUCGCGCGCGUCGUGGGUGCUUCCGUCGUCAUUGCUGUGGACGACAGCCGCAUCCAGUUUGCCCACAUGGAGCGUGCCUCUGCUGCCGUCCAAGGACACCGGCCACCUCUUCCUCUACGCCAGCACCACGACCUCCCAACAAGCCACGGCGCUUGCGGGGGAGCUCGUGCACAGCAGCGAUGGGGAAGCCGAGGAUGCUGACGAGGGUGCCUCUGCACACGACGUGCUAGGCCAUCGCAGCAGCGCGGCCGUCGACGCCAUCCGGCAGCAGAUUGCCCAGGCCUCUUCCAAGCACAUCGUCACCUGUGGACCAUGUGCGCUUGGCAAGAGCACGCGCGCCUCCAUCCCGAAGCAGUCUGCUCCACGCAGCGCUGGGCCAUGCCAGCUGCUCUACGCCGACAUCGCCGGUCCGCUGGAGGAGACGUCGCUGCGAGGUGCACGCUACGCGCUGACCUUCAUCGACGACUGCACGCGUUUCGCCUGGACGUUUCUCAUCCGGCACAAGAACGACGUCGGCGCGGCCCUGGAGCAGCUGCGCAAGGACCGCCACGUCGUCAACGCGCUCCGAGGCGCCACGCUCCAGACGGACAGCGACGCCGGCUACUCCAGGUCCACGGUGGUCAACUACACGGACACCUUUGCCCGACGGCUACCCAUCGCAGCCAUCCGCACCAUGCUCGCCAUGGCCGUCGCGCGUGGCAUGGGCAUCCAGCAGAUGGACGUCAACACGGCCUUCCUCAACGCGCCCGUGGAUCACGAGAUCUACGUCCAGCCACCGGCCGUCGACGGCAUCUUCUCCCCGAGUACAGUCCUGCGCCUCAAGCGCGGGCUGUAUGGGCUGAAGCAGAGCCCGCGCCUGUGGAACCACACGCUGGACGCCUGGAUGCGCGAGCAGGACUUCGUCGCCACAGCCACGGACGCCUGCAUCUACCGCCGCACCUGCAAGGGUGGCAAAGUGAUGUGGGUUGCCGUCUACGUGGACGACCUGCUCAUCUUCGCCGACAGCGACAGCGACAUGGCCGCGUUCAAGAAGGCCAUCUCCAAGCGCUUCAAGAUGAAGGACCUCGGCAGCCCAGACAUAUGUCUCGGCAUCAAGGUGCGCCAUGACCGCAAGGCCAGGACCGUCACCAUGAGCCAGGAGCACUACCUGCGCAACGUGCUGGAGACCUUCGGCAUGGCUGACUGCAAGCCUGUCGGCACGCCGCUCUGCACGGGCUACGUCGACAAACCAGCCGACAAGGAGGAGCCACUCCCGGACGUGCCGUUCCGCGAGUUGCUUGGCUCCCUCCUCUAUGCUGCGACGAUGACGCGCCCAGACAUCUCGGCGGCUGUCUCCAUCCUGUCUCGCCGCAUGCAGCACUUCGGCAUGGACCACUGGAAGGCUGCCAAGCACCUUCUUCGCUACAUCAAGGGCACCUUGUCCUACACCAUCAAGUACGCCGCCACUGGCGACGCCAGCAACGGCAGCACUGCCGACGGCGUGCUCUCAGCGUACUCGGAUGCGUCCUUCGCCUCCGACGUUGACACGCGACGUUCCCGCACGGGCUUCGUCGUCUUCUGUUCCACGGGCCCCGUGUCCUGGAACUCCAAGCUGCAGGCCACUGUGGCCACAGCCUCCGCCGACGCGGAGUACAUGGCUCUCGCAGCCACCGCACAGGAACUCAUGUUCCUUCGCCAACUCCAGGAGGAGCUCACCGGCGCCGUCCUGUGCGAGCCCACGCUCGUCCACACGGACAACCAGCCGGCGCAGCGCGUUGCCGAACACGCCGCCUCGCACAUGCGGCACAUCCUCGUCAAGUACCACUACAUCCGCGAGUGCGUCGACACCAAGAGGAUUGUGCUGAGCUACCUCGCCACGGAGCACAUGAUCGCAGAUCUCCUCACGAAGAUCCUCCCUCGGCCCAAGACGGCUCACGUCCUCUGCCAGGCUGCCAGCCACGGGCCCGUCCUCAUUCGGGCCGGUCGCCACGUCCUUCGACUCCCGCGUCAGGACCUCUGA